Molecule: messenger RNA, 1804 nt
Organism: Castor canadensis (American beaver)
Lineage: Eukaryota; Metazoa; Chordata; Mammalia; Rodentia; Castoridae
Source: RefSeq, a predicted model, not a curated record
GUACUUGUUUUGGCUCCAACAAGGGAAUUGGCAAACCAAGUAGCCAAAGAUUUCAAAGAUAUAACUAGAAAACUCAGCGUGGCAUGCUUUUAUGGUGGAACAUCGUAUCAAAGCCAAAUUAAUCAUAUUCGAAAUGGUAUUGACAUCUUGGUUGGGACCCCUGGUCGUAUCAAAGACCAUCUGCAAAGUGGCCGUUUGGAUCUUUCUAAACUGCGUCAUGUUGUACUUGAUGAAGUGGAUCAAAUGUUAGAUUUAGGCUUUGCCGAACAAGUUGAAGAUAUUAUCCACGAAUCCUACAAAACUGAUUCUGAAGACAAUCCUCAGACUUUACUUUUUUCUGCAACUUGCCCACAGUGGGUAUACAAAGUUGCAAAAAAAUACAUGAAAUCCAGAUAUGAACAGGUUGACCUUGUUGGAAAAAUGACUCAAAAGGCUGCAACUACUGUGGAACAUCUGGCAAUCCAGUGCCAUUGGUCUCAGAGGCCAGCAGUUAUUGGAGAUGUACUUCAGGUCUACAGUGGGUCUGAAGGGAGGGCUAUUAUCUUCUGUGAGACCAAGAAGAAUGUAACUGAAAUGGCCAUGAACCCUCACAUAAAACAGAAUGCCCAGUGUUUGCAUGGGGACAUUGCACAGUCACAGAGAGAAAUUACACUGAAAGGCUUCAGAGAAGGUAGCUUUAAAGUUUUGGUUGCAACCAAUGUAGCUGCCCGUGGUUUGGACAUUCCUGAGGUUGACCUGGUGAUUCAAAGUUCUCCUCCACAGGAUGUUGAGUCAUAUAUCCAUCGCUCUGGACGCACAGGAAGAGCUGGUCGAACAGGGAUUUGUGUAUGCUUUUAUCAACCAAGAGAAAGAGGUCAACUAAGAUAUGUGGAACAAAAAGCAGGAAUUACUUUUAAACGUGUAGGUGUUCCUUCUACAAUGGAUUUAGUUAAAUCUAAAAGCAUGGAUGCCAUCAGGUCUCUGGCUUCUGUUUCUUAUGCUGCUGUUGAUUUUUUCCGACCAUCAGCUCAGAGACUGAUAGAAGAGAAAGGGGCAGUGGAUGCAUUGGCUGCAGCAUUAGCCCACAUUUCUGGUGCAUCGAGCUUUGAACCACGAUCUCUGAUCACCUCUGAUAAGGGGUUUGUGACCAUGACUCUGGAAAGCCCAGAAGAAAUACAAAAUGUCAGUUGUGCUUGGAAAGAACUUAACAGAAAGCUGAGUAGUAAUGCUGUGUCCCAAGUUACCAGAAUGUGCCUCCUAAAAGGAAAUAUGGGUGUUUGCUUUGAUGUACCUACAACGGAGUCAGAAAGGUUACAGGCAGAGUGGCAUGAUUCAGACUGGAUACUAUCAGUGCCAGCCAAAUUACCUGAAAUUGAAGAAUAUUAUGAUGGAAACACAUCUUCUAAUUCCAGACAGAGGAGUGGCUGGUCAAGUGGCAGGUCGGGCCGGUCAGGUCGGUCAGGUGGUCGAUCUGGUGGCCGGUCAGGUAGACAGAGUCGACAGGGGAGUCGGUCAGGAAGUCGACAAGAUGGUAGAAGAAGAAGUGGGAACAGAAAUCGAUCAAGAAGUGGGGGCCACAAACGGAGUUUUGACUGAGCAUUUGAUAGUUAAUCUACCAGUGUGAGCUUGCCUAUUUCUGCCUAAUCAUGUACAUUAUCCACCAAAAAUUAGGUCAUCAUAGUUAAGGUAUGUGUUUGCAAUUUGCAAAGAAGUUGGUCGUAUUUUUUUAAAAAGUAUUUCACAAGAGUGGUUGUAACAAAUCUACUUAUCCAGUUAUACCUUUGAAUAAUAAAAAAACAAAAACUCCUUUUCUUGUCUCUUUUCA